Molecule: messenger RNA, 4197 nt
Organism: Magnusiomyces paraingens
Lineage: Eukaryota; Fungi; Ascomycota; Dipodascomycetes; Dipodascales; Dipodascaceae
Exons: 3
Coding region: 1-4197 (1398 amino acids)
Cellular component (GO): cytoplasm
Source: RefSeq, a predicted model, not a curated record
AUGUCAAUUUCCGAAACUAACGCAGGAGCAAAUGACUCCCUAACGAGGCAGUAUCCAACCAAGUAUCAUCAGCACAGUCGAUCUCUUUCUUCUGAAAUUGUUUCUGUUGAAGGAAAUGAGUCUGUUGAAAUCCAUACUGAUUCUGACUUUGACGAUUCAACUAAUCCGCGAUACUCAAACUAUAUUUACCAGGAACAUGGAGACGAUGCUAGCUUCAACAUUGAAAGCGACAGUGAUGCUGAAAGUAGUAGGGCUUCAAAAUUUAGUGCGUACCGUAACCACCGACUUGAGUCUAGCUGCUUAAGAAACUCUUUGUUAGAUUCUGAAGAUGAAAACCAAGAUGACGAAGAAGCACUUACGGUAGCUCCUCUUAAAGUUUUACCAGACACUUCAUUAAGCCAUAAAUACAGCAAUGAAGAGGAGGAUGAUGACGAUGAUUUCUUCAGCUUGGCAAACUCAUCAAAACAUUCUCUCGAUUUGGAAUCGGCGUCUAUCGAGAAUAAGCAGAAUCCGCUAGCGUUUUCUAGUCCGGUACCUUCCCAUGAGAAUUCUCCAGUCAUUCAAAUAAAGCGGGAUGUUUUAUUUGUCCCAUUUGAAAACCAGCAUACCAGUAGUGACCAAAGUACCUACCACCCGACCGUUGCCAGCAGCAGCGCCAACAUAUCCCGAACAGGCGAGCCUCCUGUGCUCCUGAAUAGCGAUACAUUAACCACAACCACCACAACCAAUACCAUAAUCUCUUCAACCAUAACUCCCAGCACUUCUACAACUCCUAAUCCUAUUUCUACUACUACUACUACCAUAUAUAUUCCUCCUCUCCAGGAACAGCAUACAGAUCGUCCCUAUCUUCAUCCUUUCAACUGCAAAACCCCUGAACAAAUGCAGGAUCUUCUAGAUUCCCAAGCGCCGGAAAUUCCAUUCCCAACCACCUCGGAAGUUCCGGCUACCUUGCCAAAAAAUUUGACACCUCCUCUAACUAUAGACCCAGCAAAACGACAGCGCAAGCCCAGCGGUGUUCUGACGUUGGCCGCUAAGUUUGAACAGGAAGCUUCAACUAUUAUUUCACCAACAACUCCUACUAACAACACACCAGGCGGUCAACCAUCUCCACCAAAAGGAUCAAAGAUAUCUUCCAAGGUUGAAGAGCUUGAAAAAAUGCUUUCAUCUCAACCCCCUACUCCGACUCUUCGUACCAGUGCUAGUUUAAACGGGAUCAAUGGCAUUGUAGGCAGUGGUUCCAGCUCUACAUUGUCACUUCGAGCCAGUGCAAGUGCUAGUGGAUUCAACGCGAUCAUUGCAGCUGCUGAGGGAAACAGUGGCACACAGUCGCCUAUAACGUUCAAAAGUCCCAAUCCAAUAUUAAUUCCAAAGGCAUUCGAAGAGGCCAAUAAAAGUAGGGAAAGUCAAAAGAGUGUUGGCAGCGGUAACAGCAGCAACGGUCGCAGAGGCAGUAAAGGUGGCAGCGGGAGCAGCGGUAGCAGCGGUAGCACCAGCGAAAAUGAAGAUCUGUCAGCCUCGGUAGUUACCGAGUGUCCAAAUGAAAACGAUGAUGAAGUAGACCCUCUUACAAAUUCUUCCAUGUCUGAACCGGUUACAAAAACCCUCGAUUCCAAUACUUCAAAACCCCUCAAUGAUCCUUCGCCAGUUCUGGCUCCUCAACAGGACAAUAUUGAAAUUUCUGAGCAAGAAGAUACUAAAAAUACAAAAGAGACUAUUGUGGCAGCCGAACCAGCAGAUCAACCUCCAUCGGCAGACUUUGAUACUCUACAAGAUAAAGAAACAUAUCCAGAAACUGGUGAGUCACCCACAUCCAACCCUUGGGCUAGCUCUUCAGAUGCUGUUGCCAAUGAAAACAAUAGUGAUACCACUGAGUCCAAGCUACCUAUGCUGGAUGAAAAAGAAGCUAUAGAAGCAGUUUCAAACCAGGAAGAUGCCACGAAUAGAUCUCCCAUAAGUAGUUCUGGGGUUAAUGCCACUGCCGUUUCCAUUACUCCUUUGGCUGAUUCCACAAUCGCGCCAAGUGCAGGAGGUGAUGAAGGGACGUUAUUAAACGCGCAUGAACGCGACAAUUCUUUGACGGAGAAUGUCGUUGGUGACAAUGAAGAGAAGCUGAAGAACAAUCUGGUAGUGGAAUCGGAAGAUGACAACAAGAAAAAUACACAUGCCGAAGAAAAUGCGGAUACGGAUGCGGCUCGAGAACGUGCACCAUCAUUUUCGCUCGAGCCUAUUGAGAAAGAUGAUUUUGAUGGAACCAAUCCAAAUGACAAGAAUUUGAUUUUUGCAGUUUAUGUUGUUGGAUUUCAUCAUAUCCGAGGCCCAGAAGUAGAAUAUGCUGUUGGAGGCGAGGGUCAAGAUCAUAACAAACUAUGGCCCAAUUUACCAUUUCAAAGCUUGCCAGACGGCUCACAUUCACACGAAGAAAACUUUUGUUACUUUUCUCUACUGUACGACAACAAAAAUAAAACCGGACCCAUUGCUGUGCCUGUCCGGGACAAGCAUGGCAACAUUACAGAAGAGGUCCCGGACAUGUCUAACACAACGACACUUUUUGGUAUCAGCUGCAACCGUCAGCUUAAAGCCACUGAUCUGAAGGAACGCCCAGAUGAUGUAACGCGAUCAACAGUGCAAAAAUCAGUUAUUGUGAUUGCACGGAAACCCAUUUUUGGAGCAAUUCGUGAGAAAUUGGCAGUAAUUACCAGGGCUUACUUUCAACAAGGCGAUUUUGAGGAUCGAUCUCUGAUUGAUAGUCUUUACGGAAACUUGGUGCAAAUGUUUUCAAACAAGGUAGACGAGAGCGAUUUAUAUGUUGGCAUGUCUUUGCGAGAGCUUGUACACAGACUCCAGAACAAGGUUCUUUUCCUGCUUAAAGCAUUGCUUCUGGAAAAGAAGAUUUUCUUUUUUGGUCACAACACCGAGGUUUUGUGUGCAUCGCAAUUUGCGCUUGUGUCGCUGAUUCCUAGUCUUAUCAACAACCUAGAGGACUGCGGGUCGCCUCUGCUCAAGUCUUAUGAAACUCGUUUAAAGAAGCCUACUUCGCUGAGAAGCAGCGAUCGAACAUCAUUAUUACACUACAUGGGUCUGCCUUUGCAGAUUUUUUCUGAAGGAGGCAUGUUUACUGCAUAUGUGCCUCUCCAGCAAAUGGACGAGCUCAAGGCUCCUGAGACAAAAUACUUUUUAGUUGGUAGUACCAAUGCGCUGCUUCUUGCUCCGCAAAACUGUGUUGCAGACAUUGUUGUGCACAUUGAUCAAAGUAACGUAGAGGUGCUGAGCCAUGGGCUCAACAAUGCACUUUCGUUGUCAUCUGCUGAUAAGAAGUGGAUUAACUCAAUUGUACAGGCUGUGGAAGACACUUGGGAUCCAGAAGACCCCUUCCGUCCUAAGGAUCUUGGCUUCCGAGGAAGUGAGGACUAUGUUCGGCAGCAGUUUGAGGACUACAUUAUGGGGCUUUUGUCUGCAGUGAAGUACGAUCGGUUUUUGCAGCGGAUGGCAGGGUCCAAACAGCCGAAUUUGCGGUUGCGCGAAGUCAAUGGGAAUCCCAUUAAACAGUUUAAUCACCAUUGGAUUAAGGAAUGGCGGACGACAAAUAACUUCCGGAUAUUUUCCAAGUUUACAGACGAUGAAGUGUUUGACAUUGUGGAGCCGCGACAUGUUGGUGUGGCCAUGCAACAGCAGCCACAACCAUCACAGCAAGUGGUAGCUGCAUCUCAGGAUCUCCAGCAAGGAGCAGAAGGUGUUACAGAUAAGGAUAAAGAGAGCACAGAUGGAGAUGGGCCUUUCAUCAAGGGGAUGAAGCCGUGGAACUCAUUCUGGUGGAGCAACAAGAACGAAGGAGCCAAGAAGGAAGGCGAGACUGUGGAGACAGCAGGAGAAAAGGAGCAUCAUCAUAACCAUCAUCAUCAUCACGAAGAAGCAGAUAGCAACCAUGGUGGUCUUACGUUAUCGAGGGCUCCAAGCAACAGCUCAGUAGUAUCAACAUCGCAGAAAUCAAGUCGCAGCGUGGUUUCAACGUCUACAGGUAUUUUUAGCAGCUGGUCGCUAUGGGGGAACAACAGUGGUAAUAACCAUGAGAGUAAAGACGAUGGUUCGUUACACAAUAGCUCGUCGUCUUUGUCGGCACCGGGAACUUCUGCGCCGAGCGCACCUGCAACAACAGCAGCACAGCCCACUGGGUUUUUUGCACGGCUGACCAAAAACUAA